Messenger RNA from Stylophora pistillata, 1473 nucleotides. RefSeq lists its product as uncharacterized. Lineage: Eukaryota; Metazoa; Cnidaria; Anthozoa; Scleractinia; Pocilloporidae. The record is from RefSeq and is a predicted model, not a curated record.
AUGCUUGGCUCUUCAACCACGAACGUUGAAAUUUAUCCAGUAACCCUUGCAGCAGUGAACGGAAAAUUUGACAUGAACAUUGAACUAACGAAAGUCCAUAAGCCUCAACUCCUUACACUCGAUAACCCUAAGUACGAAAAUCUGCUAAGUAAAUACAGUCACCUCAAAGGAGUCAAGAUUGAAGAUAACGACACAAGACCUCAAAUUCCAAUUCACGUAGUCUUAGGCGCCAGCGAGUAUGCCACAAUCAAAACAAGUACCGCACAAAGAGUGGGAAAACCUGGGCAGCCUGUGGCCGAGAAAACGCUUCUUGGAUGGACCUUGAUGUCACCGGGAAGAGAGGAUGUUGGUAGUCCUGCGCUCCUAACGCAGUCAGCCUUAACAGAUUAUGAGCAACUGUGUGCCCUGGACGCACUUGGCCUCGCUGACACUUAUGAGAAAGACCAACAGGCAGUUUACGAUGAAUUCAAAGAACAGCUUGAGAGAAACCCAGCCGGCUGGUACCAAACAAGGUUGCCAUGGAAAGGGACCCACCCUACACUGCCAACAAAUGAAACUGGAAGAAUUGUGGAGCCAGCACCUGACAUUCCAACUGGAAAAGAGUACUAUAUCCCGCAUAAAGGAGUUGUCAGAGAGAAUGCUGAAAGUACCAAGCUCCGAAUUGUGUACGACGCGUCAGCAAGAGAGAAGGAUAACCAGCCAUCCUUAAAUGACUGCCUCCACCCAGGGCUUCCACACCAGAACCGUCUGUGGGACAUCCUCGUAAGAUCGAGAUUCUACCCAGUACUUCUAACGGGUGAUCUUAAGAAGGCAUUUCUGCAAGUUCGAAUAAAGAAAGAAGAAAGAGAUUCCUUACGUUUCCACUGGAAACCCCCAAGCAGUUCCAAAACCACCAUCCUUCGUUUCACCCGAGCCCUAUUCGGAAUGACGUACUCACCAUUCCUCCUCGGUGGAGUUAUCAAUAAGCAUCUCAACACUUGGGAAAGUCAUCACCCCAAGCUGAUUAAAGAAAUUCGUGAUGGUCUAUAUGUUGACGACCUAAUGACCGGUGGCGAGACCGUCGAGCUCACUGCAGUGAAGAAAGUCAUAACCACAGAAGUGUUUAAAGACGCCACAUUCACCGUUCACAAAUGGCACUCUAACGCCUCAGAACUAGAAACAACCAGUGACCCAUCAUCUGAAGAGUUGUCAUAUGCUAAACAGCAACUUGGAGGAACAAAACCCUCAGAAGGCAAACUGUUAGGCCUUCCCUGGAAUAGAGAAGAAGACACGAUUAGCGUCAUCAUCCAGAGCGACCAGACCGAAACGACCAAGAGAGGAGUGCUGUCUCACCUAGCCAAAAUCUAUGACCCUCUGGGACUAGUGUCACCGGUAACACUUAUUGGCAAACAGCUCUACCGCGACAUUUGUGACAGCAAAGUAUCUUGGGAUACUCAACUUCCAGGACCGUUUCUGAAACGCUGGAAGGACUAG